This is a messenger RNA of Sycon ciliatum, 1754 nucleotides long. RefSeq lists its product as uncharacterized. NCBI's taxonomy places the organism in Eukaryota, Metazoa, Porifera, Calcarea, Leucosolenida, Sycettidae. The record is from RefSeq and is a predicted model, not a curated record. Bases 284 to 664 code for a protein of 126 amino acids. The transcript is spliced from 2 exons.
CACUCGAACUGGAGUCGAAGAUUUGCCGAACCGUAAUAUUGACUAUGAUUGUUACCGGUAUACCUAGUAGUGUCGUGAGCGAUAGGACUAUUGUGGUAUGAGAAGCUGCAUGGUCUAUCAAAAUGUGAGCAAAGAAAAGUGCUGGUAAAGAUCUACACGUAGAUCUAUGUAGUGCAGUCGUAUCGUGUCGACUGAAUACUAUUUUCCUAGUGAUCCACGGUGCAUGCCGGGGACUUGACGACGUGCAUGCUGCUUUCCGAUGGGACGGAGAUGACAGCAGCGCAUGCAGCGCGGCCUGCAGAUUCCGGUUCCGCAACGCUAUCACAGAAUCACCACACGUACACCGUGUACACCCGGCCAACACAAGGACUCUAUCAAGAAUGCUCCCAAAAUGAUUCCAGACCUCAGCGGAAAUUUCCUCCGUCCGAAUGGAAUUCACAACCGUCCUCCCAGCAAGGUGUUCCGUCACAGUAUGGCCGAGCAAGCCGAGAACAACGAGUAUUUCUUCGACUCGAAGGAGAUGGGAAUUGGCUACCUGGAGGGCCACAGCACGCCCGACAGAGCUGAUUACAACGACGCAGAUGAGGAUGACGAGGCUGCACCGCCGAGCAAGGCUGAUGAUGCCAAUGAUGAUGAUGUGGGGAGUAUCCUGAUUGAGGCAUGAGAAUGUCACCGGGUGGCUGUCACCCGGAAUGGUCAUCGCCGCAGCCACUCUGCCACCUUCUCUGCCUCUGUUGUAUCAUAGGCAUAGCAGCAGUAGCUGUCUGCGUGUUGUGUGCUUGUCCUGCCGCGCUCAACCCCUGCGGCCGCUGCGUUACAGCAACUCUCUGUGUAGCAGUGUGCUGAUUUGUGCAGCGCAAAGCACAGCGUGCCACCAAUGCCAACUUGAACACUAUUAGCUAGAGUCGUAUCGUUAUCCGUGACAUGUGGACAGGUUAACGAGCCCCAAUCCCGUAAGCAAGUUCCCCCAAUCCGUCAACAAGAUGUGUAUAUUUACCUCCGCUACAGAAUUGUAUGGUGACAAGUGGUCAUGCCAAAGAUGCACGGCGUUACCGCCAACUUACCGGAGAUAUCAACGAGAAGAACACCCAACGAGUGUUGCGAGUUCUGGCGUCCCCGUUCAGUGAAUCGCACCACUGUUUUCCAACUGCGUGUGUGUGUAUGUGUGUGUGUGUCCGCACGCAUGUGUGUGUGUGUGUGUGUGUCCGCACGCAUGCGUGUGUGUUAACUAGAGCGCAUGCCUAUAGGUUGUGUGCUUUGUGGAACUUACUUCUAUGGUCUAUGGUGCAUUAUUGAUGCUUUGCUGCGAAUCCGAACGACACGAGUGUUUUGUGUGUGCCUGUGUGUGUGUGCCUGUGUGUCUGCCUCUGUGUGUGUGUGUGUGUGUGUGUGUGUGUGUGUGCGCGCGCGCGCGUGUGUGCUAGCUUUAGUGUUAUUGUGUAGGAGCGGUAUUUUCUGUCCGCAUCAUCAUUUUUUUUGUCUAUUGUUCACCCCCAGUCAAUCACCAUCUAUCGUUUUGUAGAGUUUAUCCGUUCCCAAUUUCUUUCAUUAAUUUGCGGGAGUUUCCGUUUCUUUCUUUCAUUAUUUCAUUUUUUGGUGUAGCCCAUCGCAGGGACCUGCAAUAGCCACUUUUAGGGUAGUGUGUGUGUUUUAGGCUAGGCUGAGCUUGGUCUACCUGGCCUACUUCACUACUGAGCCAACUGGCUUAGGGAGCAUUUAGCCAUUCCGUUCCAGUGGAAUGUGCACGCGUGUAA